AUGAUGGAUUUUGACGAGCGAGUCCCCGUCGGAUCGAACAUGUAUUUGCCCAGUUGCACUUAUUAUGUGUCGGCGGGGGCUGAUUUCUCCGGUCUUCCCUCAUUUUUGUCCCAGACCCAGUCCACCCGCCCCAUGACAUACUCCUACUCCUCUAACCUGCCGCAGGUCCAGCCCGUCAGAGAGGUGACAUUCAGGGACUAUGCAGCCAUUGACCCGUCCGGUAAAUGGUCGCACCGGGGGAACUUGCCCCAGUGCUACCCCAGCGCAGAGGACAUGGUGCACCGGGACUGUCUGUCGGCGCAGAACGCCGUCGUGGGGGACAUGUUCGGUAAGAACAGCCCCGCAGCCGCCGCUGCUGCCGCCGCGUACCACCACCACCACCACCACCACACGAGCGCCGGGUCCGCCGCCUCCAAUUUCUACGGGAACGUGGGCAGGAAUGGCGUGCUGCCACAAGCCUUCGAUCAGUUUUACGAGACGGCGUACGGGAACGCGUCGGAGAGCUCCUCCACGACCGGCUACUCGGGGGACAAAGCGGCGACCAAGCAGCCCAGCUCCGCGCCGGAGGACGCGCCGUCGUGCCGGGACGACGAGGCGAAGGAUCCCCGGGAGGACACGAGCAGCCCGGAGCUGUCUUCCGGCAACAAUGAGGAGAAAUCCAGCAGCAGCAACGGACAGAGGACCCGCAAGAAGAGGUGCCCUUACUCCAAAUAUCAGAUCAGAGAACUUGAACGAGAAUUCUUUUUCAGUGUGUACAUAAACAAGGAGAAGCGCCUGCAACUAUCUCGGAUGCUCAACCUCACCGACCGACAAGUGAAAAUCUGGUUUCAGAAUCGCCGCAUGAAGGAGAAGAAACUGAACAGAGAUAGAUUACAGUAUUACACGUCCAACCCUCUGCUUUAG
Molecule: messenger RNA, 903 nt
Organism: Limanda limanda (common dab)
Lineage: Eukaryota; Metazoa; Chordata; Actinopteri; Pleuronectiformes; Pleuronectidae
Gene: hoxa11a
Product: homeobox A11a
Exons: 2
Coding region: 1-903 (300 amino acids)
Biological process (GO): anatomical structure development; regulation of transcription by RNA polymerase II
Cellular component (GO): nucleus
Molecular function (GO): RNA polymerase II cis-regulatory region sequence-specific DNA binding; DNA-binding transcription factor activity, RNA polymerase II-specific
Source: RefSeq, a predicted model, not a curated record